UAUUUUGGGGAAGCUGCAGUAGUCAGUGAUACGUCGGUGCAAGCUGAUGAUUUCGUAUAAAAAUCACAGCAUUAAAAUUAUUAUAAGUUUUAACGUUCGAUUAUGUAUGUAUGUGUAUAUAGUGUUACCUUUAGUUAUUAGUUAAACAUGUCACUUUUGCUGGUAACUCUCUUGGCCUGCUCUGCCGUCGUGACUCAUGGGAAAGCUGGUUACGGGCCGGGAGAGCAGGAUUGGGGCUACGUGGACGUGCGUCCCGGAGCUCACAUGUUCUACUGGCUUUACUACACCACCGCCAAUGUUUCAAGUUACACGGAGCGACCACUGGCCAUUUGGCUACAAGAAGGUCCUGGAACAUCUUCCACUGGAUUUGGUAAUUUUAAAGAACUCGGACCCCUAGAUUUGAAGGGUAAUGAGCGCAACUGGACCUGGGUUAAGGAUAUGAAUGUCCUGUUCAUCGACAGUCCUGUGGGCUCUGGUUUUAGCUAUGUGGAUAACGCAACCCUAUACACCACCACCAAUAAGGAGAUAGCUCUUGAUCUAGUGGAGAUGAUGAAGGGCUUCUACAAACUGCAUCCUGAAUUCGAGACAGUGCCGUUGCACAUCUUUUCCCAGAGCUACGGAGGAAAGGCCGCUGCAGAAUUUGCCUUGGAGCUUUACUAUGCCAAGGAGCGAGGGGAGCUAAGAAGUAAUAUUACAUCGGUGGAGCUUGGAAGUCCUUGGGUCUCCCCGAUCGACUCAAUCCUAGCCUGGGGACCACUGCUACGGGAGUUGGGCAUUGUGGACCAAGAUGGAUUCGAUGCCAUCAUGUAUUCAGCAAAAACCACAGCUCAGCUGGUGAAGCAAGACAACUGGAUCCAGGCCGCCAUUCAGUGCCUACACACUCAGGAGGAGGUGCGAAAGGCCUCCGAAGGUGUUGACUUCUACAACACAAUGAAGAAAACAAAUUUGCCAGAGGAUCCCGAAGAGGAGGAUGCUGAAGUACCCUUAAUGAAGGGUCCUGUUUCCAAGAUCCUGGGAAUCCCCGAGGCGGUGGUUUAUGACUUACAGAGUGAUGCAGUCUUUUAUAACCAAAGGGCUGACUUCAUGAAACCGGUCAUUCACAUAGUGAACGAAUUGCUGGAGAAGACUCCGCUGAAGGUGAGCGUAGCCACUGGUAAUCUGGACCUGAUUUGCGCCACUCCUGGCAACGUUAAUUGGAUAGCCAAGCUGGAGUGGAGCGGAAAGAGGGAGUAUCUGUGGGCGCCUCGAACCACCAUCAACGUAGAUGGUAUCUUGGAGGGCUACCAGAAGACUGGCGGAAACUUCACCCUGUUCUGGAUCAACCGCAGUGGCCACUCCAUUCCGGCAGAUAAUCCUGCAGCCAUGAGCCACGUCCUGCGGCAGAUAACUUCUGUCGGCUAGAUU
Messenger RNA from Drosophila kikkawai, 1404 nucleotides. Its product is annotated as retinoid-inducible serine carboxypeptidase-like. The record is from RefSeq and is a predicted model, not a curated record. Gene Ontology annotation, molecular function: serine-type carboxypeptidase activity. Gene Ontology annotation, biological process: proteolysis. NCBI's taxonomy places the organism in Eukaryota, Metazoa, Arthropoda, Insecta, Diptera, Drosophilidae.